CCAACCUCACAACGAUCGACCAUCAAGCGACAGCCCGACCAGACGCCAUGGAUCUGCGUGCGAUCGUUGUCCUGUUCGUUUCCUGCUGCAUUUCUGGCCUAUGUGGUGAGCUCCUUUCGGCCUCGUUCCCGUACAAGCCCUACUGCCUGGCAUGCGUGCCUAGCAACUGUGGCCGGCCCCGCGACCCCUGGGACCUGCUGUCCGGACGAACCUACGGCGGCUCCAACUCCACCAGGGGCCGUUACCCGUGGCACGCCAUCAUCUACGCUGACGGUCAACCCAUAGGCGGUGGAGCCCUGGUCUCCUGCAACUUCGUCCUCACCACGGCCUACCUCGUUCAAGACUAUCGCCCAACUCGACUCCAGGUAAAGCUUGGCAAGACCGACCUGGACAAGGAAUCUCCCACGGAGCGCACUUACGCCGUGUACCAGCGUGUGCUGCAUCCCCGCUGGGAUCCCGAGCGCGACAUGUACAGCUACGAUCUGGCCCUCCUCCAACUCGAGCGUGAGGUGGACUUCUCUUCGGCCAACGGCUACAUCAACACGGUGUGCCUGCCCGAGCCCCGCGUCGACGCCCAAGGCUGGCUCACGCUCACCAGCUUCGGAUACGACCCGCAAGGCCGGCGAAACAACCUGAUGCAGGAGGUCAACAUUGAGAAGCUCCGCAGUGACCAGUGUCCCCUCUUCAAGAACAAGCCGUACGCCUUCUGUGGAAUGGGAAAGAAAUCUGGAAUCUGUACGGGCGAUCGCGGAUCCCCUGUGGUGCAGAUGGCGCCGACCGGAGAAUUCACCCUCGUGGGCGUCGCCAACGACUACCAGUGCCAGCCGGGAGGUACCGACGUCUACACGCAGAUCUCCUUCUUCCUCAAGUUCGUCUGCAACAUCCCCAUCCAGGUUUAAGACGAGCCCAACCCGCAGCGCCUGAACCUCGCAUCGCCAUUUCUGCAUAGUCACUUCGCUUGUAGAUAGCUCAUCCAGCGCAGUACACGCUGUCAUAUUUCUCAUUGCAAGUCAUUGUAGAUGACACAAGGGUUCACAAAUCGCUGUAACUUCCACUGAUGGGUCAAUAAAACAAAGCUGGUAUAUGU
Rhipicephalus sanguineus (brown dog tick) is the source of this 1087-nucleotide messenger RNA. RefSeq names its product transmembrane protease serine 6. Gene Ontology annotation, biological process: proteolysis. The transcript is spliced from 7 exons. Gene Ontology annotation, molecular function: serine-type endopeptidase activity. The record is from RefSeq and is a predicted model, not a curated record. Lineage: Eukaryota; Metazoa; Arthropoda; Arachnida; Ixodida; Ixodidae. The coding region runs from base 48 to 899 and encodes 283 amino acids.